GUUUCCCAAAACCCAGAUGAGCUCUCUCCACUAAUGAAUGAAUCCAUUAUGAGAGUCCAACAGAAACUGAAAAAUGACAUGAAGAAGAAGUUUGAAUGCAUAUCUGAAGAUCUAGCAAAUCGGGGCCACCCAGCCCUCCUCAAUGAGAUGGAUACAGAGCUCUACAUCACAGAGGGGGGAAGUGGGGGGUUGGCAUCCCAGAGACAAACCACACAGGAGACUGCAGUCCUCUGCAAGGACAUCUUUAAACCUUUACCUGGCCAAAGCAAAGCUAUUAGAACUGUGCUGACAAAUGGGAUCUCCGGCAUUGGAAAAACUGUCUCUGUGCAGAAGUUCAUUCUCAACUGGGCAGAAGGAAAAGCCAAUCAGGACAUUAGUUUUAUCUUCCCUCUUCCUAUUCGAAAUCUGAAUUUGAAAAAGGGGAGAAAAUUCAGUCUGAUGCAACUUCUCCAGCACUACUUUCCAGAACUGAAAGAGAUUCAAAGUGUUGAACGUGAUGAAGUCAAAGUUUUGUUCAUCUUUGAUGGUCUGGAUGAGUGUCGCCUUCCUCUAGAUUUCCAGAACAGUGAGAUCUUGGGUGAUGUAACAAAAUCAACAUCAGUGGAUGUCUUGCUGGUAAACCUCAUUAAGGGAAAUUUGCUUCCGUCUGCUCUCCUCUGGGUCACCUCCCAACCAGCGGCAGCCAGUCAGAUCCCUCCUGUGUCUGUCCACCGGGUGACAGAGUUACGAGGAUUUAAUGACUCACAGAAGGAGGAGUACUUCAGGAAGAGAAUCAGUGAUCAGAACCUGGCCAGCAGCAUUAUCUCACACAUGAAGUCAUCCAGGAGUCUCUACGUCAUGUGUCACAUUCCAGUCUUCUGCUGGAUUUCUGCUACUGUGCUGGAGAAACUGAUGGGUGGAGCUGACAAUGGAGAAAUCCCCAAAACUGUGACUGGAAUGUACACACACUUCCUGCUCAUUCUGACCAAUGUGAAGAAUCUGAAGUAUCAUGACACCAAUGAGUCAAAUCCAAAGGAGAUGUCAAUAUCAGACUCAGAAAUCAUCCUUAAACUGGCACGGAUGGCUUUUCUGCAGCUGGAAAAGGGAAAUCUGAUAUUCUAUAAAACAGACCUGAGAGAAUGUGGCAUUGAUGUCAGCAAAGCAUCAGCCUACUCUGGCGUGUGCACAGAAAUCUUUAAAGAGGAGUCUGGGUUGCAUCAGGAGAAAGUCUACUGCUUUGUGCAUCUGAGUAUUCAGGAGUAUCUGGCUGCCUUGUUUGUGUUUCAUUCAUGUGUAAAUGAGAAGAGAAAUGUACUCAGAUCUGUCAAAUCAAAACCUCAAGUGGAUCAGGCAUUACAGAGCAAGAACGGACAUCUAGACCUUUUCCUCCGAUUCCUUCUUGGCCUCUCAUUGGACUCCAAUCAGAGCCUUCUGCAAGGCCUUCUGACACAGACAGGAAGCAGAUCACAGAGCAUCGAGGAAACAGUUAAGCACAUUAAGGAGAAGAUCAGAGAGGAAUCUUCAGUAGAGAGGAGCAUCAAUCUGUUCCACUGUCUGACUGAACUGAAUGACAACUCUCUGGUGGAGAAAAUCCAGAUUUCCCUGAAAUCAGGAAAACUUUCUGAUAAAAAGAUGGAACCACGCCAAUGUUCAGCUCUGGCCUUUGUGUUGCUGAUGUCACAGGAGGUCCUGGAUGUGUUUGACUUGAAGACAUACAAAACAUCAGCAGCAGGCCAUCGGAGACUGUUACCAGUAGUCAAGAACUGCAGGAAGGCCAUACUGGACAGCUGUAACCUGACAGAGACGUCAUGUGACACUGUGGCCUCCGCUCUCCAGUCAGUCCCUUCACACCUGAUAGAGUUAGACCUGAGCUACAAUGAGCUGGGAGAUUCAGGAGUAAAGCGGCUCUGUGCUGGACUGAAGAGUCCAAACUGUAAACUACAGAGACUGAGACUGGACAGCUGUAACCUGACAGAGAGGUCAUGUGACACUGUGCCCUCUGCUCUCCAGUCAGUCCCCUCACACCUGAUAGAGUUAGACCUGAGCUACAAUAAGCUGGGAGAUUCAGGAGUGAAGCAACUCUGUGCUGGACUGAAGAGUGCAAACUGUAAACUACAGAGACUGAGACUGGACAGCUGUAACCUGACAGAGACGUCAUGUGACACUGUGGCCGCCGCUCUCCAGUCAGUCCCCUCACACCUGAUAGAGUUAGACCUGAGCUACAAUAAGCUGGGAGAUUCAGGAGUGAAGCGGCUCUGUGCUGGCCUGAAGAGUCCAAACUGUAAACUACAGAGACUGAGACUGGACAGCUGUAACCUGACAGAGACGUCAUGUGACACUGUGGCCUCCGCUCUCCUGUCAGUCCCCUCACACCUAAUAGAGUUAGACCUGAGCUACAAUAAGCUGGGAGAUUCAGGAGUGAAGCGGCUCUGUGCUGGACUGAAGAGUCCAAACUGUAAACUACAGAGACUGAGACUGGACUGCUGUAACCUGACAGAGACGUCAUGUGACACUGUGGCCUCCGCUCUCCAGUCAGUCCCCUCACACCUGAUAGAGUUAGACCUGAGCUACAAUAAGCUGGGAGAUUCAGGAGUGGAGCGGCUCUGUGCUGGACUGAAGAGUCCAAACUGUAAACUACAGAGACUGAGACUGGACAGCUGUAACCUGACAGACACAUCAUGUGUCACUGUGGCCUCCGCUCUCCAGUCAGUCCCCUCACACCUGAUAGAGUUAGACCUGAGCUACAAUAAGCUGGGAGAUUCAGGAGUGGAGCGGCUCUGUGCUGGACUGAAGAGUCCAAACUGUAAACUACAGAGACUGAGUUUCAGAGAGAGUAAUCUCACUGACGGCUGCUGUGAUGAUUUGGCCUCAGUCCUGCGUUCAUCCCACUCAGAGCUGAGAGAUCUGGAGCUGAGGGAUAAUGAUCUGCAGGAUGCAGGAGUGAGAGCGCUCUCUGCUGGACUGGAGGACCCACACUGUAAACUGCAGAGACUGGGGCUGUCAGGCUGUCGAAUCACAGAGACAGGCUGUGCUUGUGUGGCUUCAGCUCUGCGCUCAAACCCCUCACACCUGAGAGAGCUGGAUCUGAGCUACAAUCUCCCCGGGGACUCGGGAGUGAGAGCGCUCUCUGCUGGACUGGAGGACCCCAGCUGUAAACUGGAGACACUGCUAGUGGACCAUGGAGGAGAGAACAGGAACAAACCAGGACUGCGAAAAUAUGCCUGUCAGCUCACACUGGAUCCCAACACAGCACACAGAUACCUGUCUCUGUCUGAGGGGGACAGGAAGGUGACAAACACACAGCAGCAGCCAUAUCCUGAUCACCCAGACAGAUUUGACUGCUGGCCCCAGCUGCUGUGCAGAGAGGGUCUGUGUGGGACUCGCUGUUACUGGGAGGCUGAGUGCAGUGGCAGAGGGGAGGUUUUUAUAGCAGUGACAUAUAAAGGAAUCAGCAGGAAAGGACGAGGUGAUGACUGUGUGUUUGGAAGGAAUAUAAACUCCUGGAGUCUGCGCUACUCUGAUGGCCGUUACUCUUUCUGGCACAAUAAUAAUGUCACAGACAUACCCCCUCCCCCCUCCCCCUCCCGCAGAGUAGGAGUGUAUCUGGACUGGCCGGCUGGCACUCUGUCCUUCUACAGCGUCUCCUCUGACACACUGACCCUCCUGCACAGAGUCCACAGCACCUUCACUCAGCCCCUCUAUCCUGGGUUUGGAGUUUAUAAUCCUCUCUUUAGUUUUUCUUCUUUUUACACCUCAGUGUCUCUGUGUCAGCUGGAGUAG
Messenger RNA from Megalops cyprinoides (Indo-Pacific tarpon), 3759 nucleotides. Its product is annotated as NACHT, LRR and PYD domains-containing protein 12-like. The record is from RefSeq and is a predicted model, not a curated record. Gene Ontology annotation, molecular function: protein binding. The transcript is spliced from 14 exons. NCBI's taxonomy places the organism in Eukaryota, Metazoa, Chordata, Actinopteri, Elopiformes, Megalopidae. The coding region runs from base 34 to 3759 and encodes 1241 amino acids.